UGACCUUUGUUGGCUGUCAGCCUAGUCAAAAAUAGACCCAGCUACUGGCUGUGAAAACGAUAUUCCCCUCCUGACUCCGCAGCUCACAGCUCCAGCCGCUACAGUGAAUAGUCGAUAUCUUUUAAACAUGGAUUCCGCCACGGCAGCGAACAGCUUUCGACAUUUGUGCACGGAGAGCGAUUUUCCACCUCGGAGGCGACAACAAGUGAGCUAGCUGUCUGCUCGCUCGCUCGCUCGCUCGCCGCCCUCUCCUCCUCGUACCUGUGUUGUCAGACAGGUUAGCGUAAGUCUCGGACAGGUGAACGUUGCAAAGUGAAACGGCUAACAGCGGAGCCGCUCGGCAGCUAACCUUAGCUAGCUUAGCUUUAUUUCUCGCCGUUUAGAAAGCGACACCAGUCUCGGUUGCAUAAGCUAAAACAUCUUUCAAGCCAUGGCCUGUAGUUUCCUAAACACGGAUGAGGCGUCUCCACCGGCUCUGACCGACCUGUGUCUGACCCAUGUGAGCCAGAACCUGGAGUGUUUCUGUGUGAAGCGUCCUGAUGGCUCCCUGUGCUUCAGAGAGGCUGUGCUCUUCCCUCAGGAGCUCGCAGACCAGCUGCUGGCUAAGAUGGCCACUGAAGGUCUGCUGAAUGACAGCACAGUGGGUGUAUUUCGGAACUGUGAAUACCUGCGGCUGAGACGAGCCUGCGUCCGUACAGCACGAAUCUCUGCAGAGGCCUUCCAGAAAGCCCUCUGUCCUCACAGGCUGUUGGAGCUGGACGCUGCCAGGGUCAACGCAGACCUCACUAUUCCUGAUAUUCUACAGGGACUGGCCACCAAUAAAUAUUGUCAGGAGUCCCUCCAGCGACUUGUCUUAACAGGCCUCACCAUGUCCUCUCUGGAGGAACCAAUCCGGUAUCGCUUCAGCUCCCUCCAGGGCCUCCGCUCCCUGUCUCUAGCCAACGUAGACUUCUAUGACUCUGGGCUUGUUGAUGUUUGUUCGCUGCCUCGGCUGGAGAGCCUCGAUCUUUCCAACACUUCAGUCACCAACCUGAGCCCACUGCUGGGCCUGAAGGAGCGGCUGCGCUCGCUAACGCUGCACCAGCUGAAGAGGCUGGAGAUGAGCACUGCUCAGCUGCUGGGAGUCAUAGGCCAGUUGGAUGUGUUGCAGCACCUGGACAUCAGUGAUGACAAGCAGUUUACCUCUGACGUGGCUCGUCAGCUGCUUGGACAGCCAGGGAUCCUGCCUGCUCUUGUUUCUUUGGAUGUCUCAGGGAGGAAACAGGUGACGGAUGCAGCUGUCAAGGCUUUUGUUGAGGAGAGACCAGGGAUGACCUUUGUGGGACUUCUGGCCACAGAUGCUGGCUUUUCUGACUUCCUCUCUGGAGAAGGAAAUCUAAAGGUAACAGGAGAAGCUAAUGAGACCCAGAUCUGUGAGGCCCUGCGUCGCUACAGUGAGAGAGAAGGCUUUGUGAGAGAGGCUCUGUUUCAUCUCUUCAGCCUGACGCAUGUCAUGGAGAAACCCAGGCCCGACAUCCUCAAACUGGUAGUUUUGGGUAUGAAGAAUCACCCUGCCACUCUGAAUGUCCAGCUGGCAGCCAGUGCCUGUGUGUUCAACCUGACAAAGCAGGACCUGGCAGCAGGAAUGCCAGUGCGACUGCUGAGCACCGUCACUCAGCUUCUGCUGGAGGCCAUGAGGACGUUCCCCAACCACCAACAGCUGCAGAAGAACUGCCUGCUGUCUCUGUGCAGCGAUCGCAUUUUGCAGGAGGUUCCAUUCAACAGGUUUGAAGCUGCCAAACUCGUGAUGCAGUGGCUUUGCAACCACGAAGACCAGAACAUGCAGAGGAUGGCUGUGGCGAUCAUUUCCAUACUGGCUGCUAAGUUGUCCACAGAGCAGACGGCUCAGCUGGGAGCAGAGCUGUUCAUCGUCAAGCAACUGCUCCACAUUGUGCAUCAGAAGGCUACUCAGGGCGUGGUGGACGCCACCCUCAAAUUCACACUGAGUGCACUGUGGAACCUCACUGAUGAAUCGCCAACAACCUGCCGCCAUUUCAUCGAGAACCAGGGCCUGGAUCUGUUUAUUAAAGUUCUAGAGUCCUUCCCCAAUGAGUCCUCGAUCCAGCAGAAGGUUCUCGGUCUGCUGAACAACAUAGCUGAGGUCGGAGAGCUUCAUGUGGAGCUGAUGGUGCAGGGCUUCUUGGACCACAUCAGCAACCUGCUGCACAGCCCAGAGGUGGAGGUCAGCUACUUCGCCGCGGGCAUCCUCGCACAUCUGACGUCACGGGGGGAGGCAGCCUGGACGCUCAGCCCUGAGCUUCGGUCCUCGCUGCUGGAGCAGCUGCAUGAUGUCAUUAUGCAGUGGCCCCCGCCUGAGUGUGAGAUGGUGGCCUACAGGUCAUUCAACCCCUUCUUUCCCCUACUGGAGUGCUUUCACACCCCUGGUGUCCAGCUGUGGGCAGCCUGGGCCAUGCAACAUGUCUGCAGCAAGAACGCCGCUCGCUACUGCAGCAUGUUGUUGGAGGAAGGCGGCCUGCAGCAGCUGGAACUUGUGCAUACGCACCCACAGACCCACAAAGACGUCAAACUGUUGGCGAAGAGCAUUCUGGAGAGCCUGCAGCGCCACAGAGCCCGCACCGGUCAGCCUGCACAAACACAUACGAGUCGCCGCCCACCGGCGCAAUAACCUCACAGAGAAAAUGAGGCUCCCUGACCAAGAGGAGGAUGUGAGCUGGGUCCCACCACAGAGGGGAUUUUGUAUGUGUGUGUGUGAGUGCAUACCCCACGCACAAACACACUUUAUCAAGAAUGGCGAGAACAUUUAAGGACAAAGACUUUGCAGUUCUUUGCACACACACUAACUUUAUUUAUUUUCUUUGUGUUUGUUUCAAAACAAAAAAAAUGUUUCUGUGUGUGCUAAUGUCGUGAUAAAAAAUUAAAUUAUGAGAACUGUCGAUCAGUUACGCUCAAAUCUCAACAGGAGGUUUGUUUCUGUGCUCGCUCGUUAGUCUGACAUCAUGAUGAUUUUCAUACCAAAAAAAAAAAACAGUUGUCAGUGCACAUGUACAAAUCUCAGUGUGGGAUUGAACCCCCCACCCCCCCACCCCCCCCAAAAGCUCCGCUGAGGAUCGACACCCUCCAGCUCCCAUAUGUUACUGAGGGCUCUGGUUGCCGAAUUGGUCGAUUAGCUUAUUAGAUAUACGCAUGACGCUGCCAUGAGCUCAAGCAUGCUGGAGUUUGUCUGAACGCUCGUAAUGUUCAUUUUAGGAAUGCUUGCUUGUUUGUUUUGUAGCAGUGUUCUGUUCACUGACACCCACGCCUCUGGGUCCUCAAUACUGCUGUUGCUCUCCUCUUUAUUUAGUCUUUUAUCAGCUAAUGCCUUUUGAUUUGAUGUGACAGGACACUUGCCCAGGGUGUGUUCAGUGGGUUCAAAUGUUCCAAACAUUAAAGAUGAAAACCUAAAUUAUAGAGAAGUUACAUGUCUUUGAGAAGCUCCAGUGCGUUUUCUUUUUUAAACAUUUGGCAGCCCUAAAUGUGUCGUAUCAGCGGCAAACCAGCAGUUCUGUAAAUCAGAAGAUCCAGAGUUCAAAUAAGCUGAAAUGAUACCGUCAAUUAUGUUUGGAAAACUACAUGUCCUCCUUGGACACAAAUGGCAAUAAGUGGUCAGUAUAGUCAUGAUGAAUGUACAUGUGUUUUGAGUCAGAGCUGUGUUCUCUUUGAGAAACUUGUGUAUAUAUCGGUAUGUUUGCUGUGCUUCCCUGUGCGUCUGAAAGACAGAGACAGAGCUUCAGUGUGAGCAUGUGUAUGUACGUCUGUACAAGCAGCUGCAUCAUAAAGGCUGUGUCAUUUGUAAAUACUAGGAAAUGAGAGAGAAAUAGGAAUGUUUUGUUUGUUUUUUUUUCAGGACUAGUUGAAUUGAUUGCAUGGAAAUUAUUAUACAGUAUGUUCUAGGCUUGGGCGGUAUCAAGGUAUGACCAUAUACGGAGGUAUUCAGAGAUCCUGAAAGUUUGAUUUUCAAUACAGUCAAAAAUACAGACGCUCCUCUUUCUUAAGCCGUGUUUAUACUUGUGCGUCAGCUCUACGCCAUACCCCAAACACGUGGCCAACACCGUUGUGAGCAUUUAUACUCCAAAACACUAGUGGGCAGCAGGGUUUCUGUGAAGUGCAGUAAAGUUUAGUUGAUUCAAAACACAUUAAACAUGGCUUAAUAGUGACAGUUUCAAACACAAAUCAGCUUCACUAUAACUUGCAGCAUUCACAAACACUUGUCUUUAUCUGGACACAUUUUCCCCACAAAUACAACAUGCUAACAUUAUUAGCACAAGCCUAUGGCAUUUUACAGUGUAUAAAUUAGCCUAGCAAGGAGUCAGGGUAAAGUAAAACCUAAGAUUUAAACACAUACAUGUUAGAGAACACUUGUUGAAAACCUGAAAAGACUGGGAUCUAUAUUGGACUAAAUCGUGGAGUUAGACCGUUAAACUGUUGUCCAGGAUUUUUUGUGCGACAACCUGAGUUUUUUUGUUGUUGAAAAAAUAAAUAAAAAACUACUAUUCUGUUGCAAACUGAGAAGAACUAGGUUGUUGAACGAGGUAUUUUCGGGCAGGUCAGUGUCCUCUUUUGAUUUACCCGGACUUUAGAAACGUAGCAUUGUAAGCUAGACUGAUAGACAUGCUACAAUGACUCCUGUCACCAGGAUCUCAGCUUUUACACUUUGUUUUUGUUUGUUUGUUUUACACAAAUACCAUCAUAUACCGUAUGACCCAGUAAAAUGUCAGGAAGGUAUGAAAAUACAGAUACCGCCCAAGCCUAGAAUGUUGCGUUGUUUGUUUAUCUGAGAAUUAUGAUAAGAACAAAGUAAACACAGAGAAGGAACACAGUUUACCUGAAGAGAGUGGGGGUGUUAUUGGAAAUAUUUCUGCUCUGAAAUGACUGGACAUGUGACGUUAGUAUCAGGACCAGGAGGGUGUUUUACUAGGUAUUCUGCAGAAGCCACUUUCUGUAGGAGCUGACCUCGAUGCCCACAUUCUCCCACAUUUUCAUCAGAGGUCUUUCUCUCUGCAGUCAAAGCUAAUGCUGCUUAUAUGAACUGCUGUCAGACCCCUGAUACAACAGUUUUGAGGCACAGUGGAUUUUGGCUUCAGCAGACUUGUAUGUUAAUGGAAUAAAGAGAAUAUAUCAGGCGAGUAUUAAAAAAGUACUCUAAAACAAGCAAAUCCAUCACCUUAUUUGCUCAGUGAAUUUCAGCCUUAUUGUUUUCUGUAAAUCAGCUGUUGUACAAGCUUGCUAAUUAUGCACGUGUCCUGAGCUGAUCUCUUCAGUUUCGAGGAGGGCAAAGAGCAGCAGAUUACAUAGAAUCUGAUGUUUUGGAUUGUUUAUUCGAGCCUCUGAACAUCUCCCUGGAACACGGCCAGUUUAAUUUCUCACAAUUCAGAUGGUAGAAACAAAAAGUCAAGCUACUGUAUGUCUGCCAUGACUGUGCCAUGUCGCUGCCGAGAGUCACAUUUUCAAGUUUGGAAAUAAAGAAUGUACAUUCCCAUAAACUGGA
Messenger RNA from Epinephelus fuscoguttatus (brown-marbled grouper), 5524 nucleotides. RefSeq names its product zyg-11 family member, cell cycle regulator (gene zyg11). The record is from RefSeq and is a predicted model, not a curated record. NCBI's taxonomy places the organism in Eukaryota, Metazoa, Chordata, Actinopteri, Perciformes, Serranidae. Bases 431 to 2665 code for a protein of 744 amino acids. Gene Ontology annotation, molecular function: protein binding. The transcript is spliced from 18 exons. Gene Ontology annotation, cellular component: Cul2-RING ubiquitin ligase complex.